AUGUAUGAUCGAGCACCACGUUCAUUUCAACUUAAAAUUGGCUGUACACCAGAUCAUGUUGGACCUGGUACCUAUGAUCAACGAAGGAAAAAAAUUGCUGAAGAAAGUUAUGCGCCAUUUCUAUCCCUUUCUAAUCGUGGUAAUAUAUUUUCCAGUGAAGAUAAUCCGGGACCCGGCUACUACGAUAUUCGCAAUGCUCCUUCACCAACAAUAAAAGUAAGAUUGGAUAACUUAUUUCGUGUUAUCUUUCUUGGUCUGCCUUCGAAUUUUCUAUUGAAGAAAACAAAGAGGAUUAGAAUAUCUUGUUCUUUAUUUUUGUAA
Rotaria socialis is the source of this 321-nucleotide messenger RNA. NCBI's taxonomy places the organism in Eukaryota, Metazoa, Rotifera, Eurotatoria, Philodinida, Philodinidae. The record is from the annotation of a GenBank genome assembly.